GGGCGUCGCGCAUUCUGUCAGUUGCAAUCGCAGGAGCUCGUGCGACGUCUGCGUAGCUGAUUGGUUCUACCUCCGGCUCUAGGCCAAGCGACUGGUGCUUUCCUGACGGGUCGUGAAGUGGCUGCGAUGGGCUCUCGGGCGUCUACGCUACUUAGGGACGAGGAGAUUGAGGAGAUCAAGAAGGAGACGGGCUUUUCUCAUAGUCAAAUUACUCGUCUAUACAGUCGGUUUACCAGCCUGGACAAAGGAGAGAAUGGUACUCUAAGCCGUGAAGACUUUCAACGCAUUCCAGAACUUGCUAUUAACCCAUUGGGGGAUAGGAUUAUCAAUGCCUUUUUUCCAGAAGGAGAAGAUCAGGUGAAUUUUCGUGGAUUCAUGAGGACUUUGGCCCACUUCCGACCCAUUGAGGAUAAUGAAAAAAGCAAAGACCAGAAUGGGCCAGAACCUCUUAACAGCCGGAGCAACAAAUUGCACUUUGCUUUUCGAUUAUAUGACUUGGAUAAAGAUGAUAAAAUUUCUCGGGAUGAACUGCUUCAGGUCUUGCGGAUGAUGGUUGGUGUAAACAUCUCUGAUGAACAACUUGGUAGUAUUGCCGAUAGAACAAUCCAGGAGGCUGAUCAAGAUGGCGACAGUGCAAUCUCCUUUGCAGAGUUCGUUAAAGUUUUGGAGAAAGUGGAUGUAGAACAGAAAAUGAGCAUUCGAUUUCUUCACUGAUGAAUUGAAGCCAGUUUAUGUUAUCCUAAUAUUUAAAGAAUAUAGUUUAUUUUACUCACUUUUCUCCUGAGCGUUGCUAUUGGUGCAUGUGAGGUAUGUCUCCAAACUUUCCCCAGUUUGUCCAUCAACAAGAACAUUCCUUCUGCAUCAGAAAAAAGGAACAUGGCUGCAGUGCAGCUUGGAAAUGGAGCAGUGACAUGGCCUUUUCCUCAGUUCUUGAAUUAUUUCCUGACCAUAAAUUGAUUUCUUCUCAUGUACUGUAAUCUGUACCAUUUUACAAACUCCUAAUGAAAAAGAGAAGAGGGCAAGUUCCACCGAAGAGCUCAGAACUGUUCAAACAAAAACUCCUGAUUUGGUAGUAUUAUAUGUCAUUCUGUUUGUCUUGCCUCCCCUCCCUCCUUGAUUUCAUUUAAAUAGAUGUUUGUCAGUCUCUUCAAAACUUUUUAAAGUAAGAAUAACAAGGCAAUGGCUUGAAUGGUUAUAGCCUCCCAAGUGUGUCAAAUCUUAUUAAUUUGUCCACAGGAAAGUCGGACAUCUGCCAAGAGUAUAAUUUGCAAUGUGGUUCACUAGUGUAGACUGUUGAAUAGAAAGCUUUUCUAUUGUCCCUCUCUUAGCUGCUGCUUGUGAAUGUAUUUGAUCUGAAAUACUUUCUUUCUUGUGCUUUUAUUAUUUCUUGUUCAGGAAAUAUUUGCAAUACAUUUCUACUGCAUAACUGUAGUGAAAGUCA
This is a messenger RNA of Python bivittatus (Burmese python), 1441 nucleotides long. It is a transcript of the gene CHP1, whose product is annotated as calcineurin like EF-hand protein 1. Gene Ontology annotation, molecular function: calcium ion binding. Lineage: Eukaryota; Metazoa; Chordata; Lepidosauria; Squamata; Pythonidae. The record is from RefSeq and is a predicted model, not a curated record.